GUUCGUCACGUCAAAUCGUCGUAUCAAACGAAAUUGCAGGAAAAUCUUGGGUCAAUUUACUGUAAUGCCAUUCUCUCGUUUACACCAGAGUAGAGUUGGCGUAUGCACCAAGCUAAAUUUUCAAUGGGGGAUUUAUUGGAAAUCUAAAUAAAUGGACAUACCCUUACAUGAAAAGCGGCACGCCAGAAGUAUAUAUAGAGGGGGAGAUUCGUGGCCUUUUCCAUUAUUCUUACGGUUGAGCUUAGGUUGCCCUAAAUUUUGUUCUUUUGAUUCUGAGCAAAUGGAUUCAGCUCUGCUACCGGGCUUUACAUUCAAUCCCACUGAAGAAGAUCUCAUGUUCUAUUACUUGAAGAGGAAAAACAGUGGCGUCGAGGAAAAACUGGAUUUAAUUCCAGAGGUUUCUACUUACAAAUGGGAGCCUUGGGAUUUGCCAGAGAGAUCUUUUCUGCCAAAGUGCAACAAACAGUGGUAUUUUUUUAGUCCUUGGAAUCGGAAGUAUCCUAGUGGUUCACUUUCUAAUAGGGCUACUGAAGCUGGGUAUUGGAGAACAACAAGAAGGUACCGGACAGUUCACUCUCGCUCAACGUCAACAGGAGUAAGGAAGACUCUAAGCUUCUAUAAGGGUAGACCUCCAUGUGGAGAAAAAACUGAAUGGAUGAUGCACGAAUACAGUCUGGAUGAAAAGGAAUUCAAGACAGGAGCUGGUUUGCAGAAUGCUUUUGUAUUAUGCCAUGUUCUCAAAAAGAAUGAACUUCCAGAAAAAUGUGGUGGCUUGCAAAGUGCAGAAAUUGAGAAGUGUGAUUCAUCUCCUAAAAAUAAAAAUCCUUCCUGCAAUGAAGACAGGUCAAGUUUACCACAUAUGACAGAAGAUCCUGCUGAACAUAAUAUGUGGUUAGGAUCUGGCAAGGACAAAAUUAAUCAACAGGUUGAUUCGAUGCCAAAUGGUUUAGGAUCAAAUUGUGAAUGUGGAUGGCUUCCAUCAAACAUCAAUGAUUUUCCUCAAGUUCCAGCUGAUAUAAGCUUUACGAGGCCUGAAGCUACUGAUGGACAUUUGACUGGUGAAGAAUUUCUGCGUGCAUGUCAGGAUUCCCAGAAUUCUAGUGUGGAUCAUUCUUUCUGUCAGGAUAGCUUUGCUGACAUCUCGAAUGGUGAUUAUAUAGAACUUAAAGACUUGGAGAGUUGUGAUUCUUCUCCUUCGUUUGAUAGUAUAUUUAACAAUGGUGGUCCUGGAAUCCAAUUACGACCUCGCAGUCCAGCAUUGCAUAGUUAUCACCAAGAUGUGUCAUCUGAAGGUACAUCUAAAAGAAGUGUUUGCACUAAGCUGUGCAUAACAUUGAAGCUUCAGCAGGACAAAUGAAAAAUAUGUAACCACCACAAACAUCCAUUAUGCAUCAAGUUGUUAAAUAAUGAUGCUAUGUGUGCAACUAGAAAUAAAAUUAGUAAUGUCAAAUGCAGUUGAAAUUUUUAGAGAGUGAUUCUGAAUUAGUUUUUAGUGUUUUUUGGGGUAAUUUUCAUAGGUAGUAAUUUCUCUGUUUUGAAGAGUUUUAAUCGCUUUAAAAUGCAUAAAAAUGCAAGUUUAUUAUUAUGUCUAUUGUAUGGGCUAUGAUCUCUAUAAAGAGUUUUACUUGUUAUCAAGUCUGAAAGUUGUAAUGAAAGCAGAAGAUUUUAUAUAAAGACAUGAUGUAACUGUUGAUUUGAAUUAAUAAAAGAUUGUUAAUUUAUAUGUGAAGUUAAA
Molecule: messenger RNA, 1735 nt
Organism: Cryptomeria japonica (Japanese cedar)
Lineage: Eukaryota; Viridiplantae; Streptophyta; Pinopsida; Cupressales; Cupressaceae
Product: NAC domain-containing protein JA2L-like
Exons: 4
Coding region: 152-1357 (401 amino acids)
Biological process (GO): regulation of DNA-templated transcription
Molecular function (GO): DNA binding
Source: RefSeq, a predicted model, not a curated record